Labrus bergylta (ballan wrasse) is the source of this 3079-nucleotide messenger RNA. RefSeq names its product pyruvate dehydrogenase E1 subunit alpha 1a (gene pdha1a). Gene Ontology annotation, cellular component: intracellular membrane-bounded organelle. Gene Ontology annotation, biological process: pyruvate decarboxylation to acetyl-CoA. Gene Ontology annotation, molecular function: pyruvate dehydrogenase (acetyl-transferring) activity. The record is from RefSeq and is a predicted model, not a curated record. Lineage: Eukaryota; Metazoa; Chordata; Actinopteri; Labriformes; Labridae.
GAAGGACAGACCCUGACAGAAGGACGGGAGCUGUGUGUUUGCUGGACUGUUGUGAGCUAGCUGUGGAAAGAUGCUGUCCAAUAUCUCCAAUGUGCUGAGAGCUGGCGUUCAGAGAAAUGGUGCCGCAGUGGUCAUUUCAGCACGCACGUAUGCUGACUUCACAGCCCAGGCUACAUUUGAAAUAAAGAAAUGUGACAUCCACAAGUUCGAUGAGGCCCCGGCCACUGAGGUGGUUAUGACCCGUGAGGAGGGUCUGCAGUAUUACCGCACCAUGCAGACUAUGAGGCGUAUGGAACUGAAGGCUGAUCAGCUGUAUAAGCAGAAAAUCAUCAGAGGAUUCUGCCACUUAUAUGACGGCCAGGAAGCCUGUGCGGUGGGUAUUGAAGCAGCCAUUAAUUUGUCCGACCACCUGAUCACCGCGUACCGUGCCCACGGCUACACCUACACCAGAGGAGGGACCGUGAAGGAGAUCAUGGCUGAGCUCACCGGCAGAAGAGGAGGUAUUGCAAAGGGUAAAGGAGGCUCUAUGCACAUGUACUGUAAAAACUUCUAUGGAGGAAACGGAAUUGUCGGAGCUCAGGUUCCCCUGGGUGCUGGUGUGGCUCUGGCCUGUCAGUAUAUGGGCAACAAUGAGGUGUCUGUCUCUCUCUAUGGUGACGGUGCUGCCAACCAGGGUCAGAUUUUUGAAACCUACAACAUGGCUGCACUUUGGAAGCUGCCUGCCAUCUUCAUCUGUGAGAACAACAGGUACGGCAUGGGCACAUCAGUGGAGCGAUCUGCAGCCAGCACAGACUACUACAAGAGAGGAGACUACAUUCCUGGUCUCAGGGUUGAUGGGAUGGAUGUUCUGUGUGUUCGGGAAGCCACCAGGUUUGCAGCUGAUUACUGCCGAUCUGGAAAGGGUCCCGUUCUCAUGGAACUUCAGACCUACCGCUAUCAUGGACACAGUAUGAGCGACCCUGGCGUCAGCUACCGCACACGUGAGGAGAUCCAGGAGGUCCGCGGUAAGAGUGACCCCAUCUCCUUGCUGAAAGACCGCAUGCUCAGCAACAACAUGGCCAGCGUGGAGGAGCUCAAGGAGAUCGACGUGGAGGUGAGGAAGGAGAUUGAGGAUGCAGCUCUGUUUGCCACCACAGAUCCCGAGCCCCCGCUGGAAGACCUCUGCAACCACAUCUUUCACAACGACCAACCCCUGGAGGUGCGCGGCACGAACCCGUGGACUAAGCUGAAGUCUGUUAGCUAAAUUAUUUUUCAUUAACCAAUCUCACCCUCUUCAAAUGAAAUGUCCAGACCCGGCCAUCAUAUAUAGAUACGCACACAUCAAAAAAUGCACCACAAACGAAUGCCUCAGACCCCGAGCUUGAAUCAUCAACUAAACAAAUAAGGUGCUGUACAUUUCAACAGCAGGGACCACAUUCACAAACACGUUCUGAGAAUAAAACAAACAAUAUGACACUAAUAUAUUAAAACUAUUUAUACUUAAAAUUGGCCUUAUAAUUGUUUCCCAUUAGCCCUUUCUAGGGUUUCUAAGUCAACCUUCAGAAGAGCCAUUUACUGCCACUUUGUAAAAACUGCUUCCACAGUCCUGCAACAUCAUUUCUGCACUAAAUAUCACAGGAACAGUCUUUAAUGAGGGAAAUGUAAAUCAUGGCUCUAGUUUUAAAAAAUCAAUACACGUAUCUGUCAUAGAUCUGCAUUAAUGUUAUUUAAUCCAUUUUCAUAUUGAUAUUAAAGUCUGCAGAGAAUAUCAAACGAUUGGUAAACAUAUUCCUAACGUCAUAUUAUCUUAACAUGAAGCACUUGUCUUGUUUUAUCUUCAGACUGUUUUGUGAAUUUGGCCCCAGCUCAAUACGUUACAUCAUUUCUUCAUUUCUUGUUUGAUGAUUUUCUCCGGUCACUAAUGAGGCAUGAUCGAGAUGAAAAUGUGGCCACGUCCAUCUGUCACUGUCCUCCAUUAAAAAAAAUAAAAUAAAAGUCUUUGUACUCUUUAUGCUGAAGUGUACAUGAUGAACUAUUAAUUUUGAGUGACCUGGUUUCUGUCUUGAUUUUAUUAACCCCCUGUUACAAAGACGACAUAAAAGGCAGCAGGGUAAACACUCAUAUCUUUUUCUUUCAGUAUGUUUGUAUGUAAGGGAUGUUAAUGAACACCAAGGGAAACGUUUAAAAUGUUUAAUUUAUCUCGCCAAACCAAACAUGUGCCUGGCAGAUCUCAUGAUGUUUUAGAUUUAGAGGAUGAAUGUGAAGUUUUAUGUUUGUGUCACACUCCAAGCUGAGCAGGUGAUUCUGUGCAUCUAAAAGUCAGCUGUUUUUUUUUUGUUUUUGUUUUUAGAGAUGUGUUCAGACUGAGUUUAGAAUCAUUCAGUUAGUUUGCAGAUACUCAGGUGCUCGGGUGCCUUUCUUUAAAAGUUUCAUGUUUGAAGCUUUCACUGCUCAUCUCUUCAUCUGGAGAAGCUCUUUUUUCAGUUGUGUAAGGAUGUUAAUUAUCCUAAAUAUUCUAUGUCAAAGUAAACACAAGCUGAACCAUCUUCACCCUAAAAUAACGCUGCAUUAAAACAUUUUGACUUUUGGUCAAUGGAUUUAUCUGCUCAGCUUCACGUUUCCAAAUCUAAGAGGGAUGUCGGGUUAAGUGUUGACGGUGCAGCAAAGCGAGCGUCCGUAGCUUGAUGUGCAAGCUGAUCUGUGAUCUUUCCACACAUCAGCAGUGGGACAUUAUUUGCUACAAUACAGGGACAUGAACAUUUUUAAUUUCAGUCUGUUACUUUUUGUCAAAUAAUUCAGAACAUUGUGAAAAGAUGAGCUACUGUAAGAACUCUGUCUUCUAAGUAUCCAUAUUAAUUAAAGUAACAGUUCAGAUUACUCUUCGGUAAUAUAAGAUAAUAAGAUGUGAGAAGUAUGCGACAGAAGACGGACUCAAAUUUAAAAUGUCGAUACCUGUCUUGGUACAAGUGAAAAGGCUGCAGUGCACUUUUUUGUUGUAGUGAACUGUUACAUUGAGGUUGGCGGGUGAAGAAUAGAAACGCUCCAUGGAAACAUUUUAUGUCGGAUGUGUGCGUCAUUGUAAUAAAAAUACUGUAAAGUU